GCUCGUCUAUUUGUAUAUAUAUAUACACACACACACACACACCCAAUCCAACACACACACACAUACAUAUAAACAUCUGUAUAUUUGUAUGGAUGAACGCGAUCGCGUGUAGUUGAAAUAAAGGCCAAAUCGAAGCGAGCGAAACUUUGGAUUAUACGAGUCUACGAGCACAGCAUUAAUUGGAUAUAUCUCUUAUAUAUAUUAUAUAUAUAUAUAUACGUAUAUAAAUAUAUUACAACAUUGGAUUUAUACGGAUUGCUUUUGAAAAUCAAUAAAGCAAUCGGGCGACGGAACGUGCUAGGAUGAAGGCAAAUCGAGCCGAUUUUGGUCACAGCAAUUACCUCAAGCUCUAUUGAGAGCUGAGCAGCCGAGGUAGACGAAGGUAGAUAGCGAUUGAGAGACCGGCAGGCAGCCAAGCAGAGCUAGGCUGGUGUUUGGAAUUUUGGUUUUUUGCAACACUACAUGGAUCGCAGAAAUGGCGGCGAUCCCUUGGCGCCACCACGGCCCCCAAAGCUCCAACCGCGUGUGCAUCGACCAAGGGCGCCGGAGCCAACAGCGCUAGGUGGUGGCAACAGCAUCAGCAACAGCAGCAAUAGCAUCAGCAGCAGCAGCAACAACAGUAGCAGCAGCAGCAACAGCAACAGCAGCAGCAACAGCAACAGCAAUCAGCAACAACUGAGUAUUAGCACAACAACAACUGCAACAUCGACUAUAAACAACAACAACAACAACAACAACAUUAUAUCUAUAAUACCCACAACGGCCGACUUUGACGACUAUCAGAUACAUCAUCUGACAUUUCUGCCGCAGCGACCGAGCAGCCUCAGUCGCAACAGCAGCAACGCCUCCUCCUCGACGGCCACGGCGAACAGCAGCGCCGGUUCGAGUUCCAGUUUCACGCGACGACGACCGCCAGCGCCGCUGCUGACGAACAACAACAUCAGCAUACACAACACGAACAGCAACCACAGCAACCACAACAAUAACAACAACAACAACAACUUCCUUAGUCAUUUCCAAAGCGCUGAGCCCGUGUCUCUGUUGUCAACGGGUCAGCCGCCCGCCUCGCCCGUCACGCUGGCUCAACCGCGACCCGAAUCCGAAAGGCUCACCAAUGAGUACGUGGACACGCCGCUGCAGCAUGCGACACGCAGCCAGCAUCCGGCCGGGCAGCAGGAUAACGGACAGACAACGACGCACCAUUUGCUGCUGCUGCCGCAACGACACCAGCAGCAACAGCGACGUCAGCGUCUGCAACGGCAACGGCAGCAGCAGCGGCUGCAACAGCAACAGCGGCUGCCCAUCACAUUAAUCGAUUGGCGGCGGCGGCGGCGGGAACGGGAGCGGGAGCGGGAGUGGGAGUUGGUGGGUGCGACGUCCACGUCGACGUCGUCCGGAGCAGGCAUCGAUGGCUUAUUACAUUCGCAUUUGCAACACAUACCCGCGCACCCACCCGCCUCAAAGUUUGCACCGCCUGCACCACCGCGCCUAGGCUUCGCAGCAACAGCGGCGGCUGGACAGAUGCAGCCACCCAUUACCAAGCAGCCGGGCAGCAAGGAGCACAUGCAGGAGCUGCUGCAGCAGCACCAGCAACAGCAGCAGCAGCAGCAGCAGAUGCUGCCCGGCAGCGGCGGCCAGCUGGGCGCCUCGAUAGUGAUGGGCGGCGAUCCGUCGCUGCUGAAUCCGAUUGUGUGUCCACGCUGCGGCCUGUGCCGCUGCGAGCAGUGCCAAAGCCCGCGCCCGCUGCCCCAGACAUGGGUGUGCAACAAGACGUGCCUGUGCAGCGCCGAGUCGAUCAUCGACUAUGCCUCGUGCCUGUGCUGCGCGAAGGCGCUGUUCUAUCACUGUGCGCGGGACAACGACAUGGACUGCGACGAUGGCACCGGCACACCCUGCGUCGAUAAUCCCUGUUCCUGCGGCCCCUACAAGCGCACCCAGCGCUGGGGCUGGCUGGGCGCCCUGUCCAUUGUGCUGCCCUGCCUCUGGUGCUACUGGCCCAUGCGCGGCUGCAUCAAGCUCUGCGAGAAGUGCUACGCGCGGUUCGCGGGACGCGGCUGCCGGUGCCAGGGCAACAUCGGCGUCGACGCGGCCAUUGGCUCCACCAGCAGCAUGAUGCCCAUUGUGCCGCUAGCCGGCGGCGUCCUCAACAACAGCAGCUCCAUUGGCUCCCCCAAUGCGGCGCUGCAGGCGAAUGGCAAGGGAUUCGAUCAUGGCUGCAGUGCGGCUAGCAGAAUUCUGCGCAAAGGCGAUCUGACGCCAGAGAAGCGACUGCUCGACUCGAGUCCAGACUACUGAAGGCAAGGCAGAGUAACGGUGGAGGGAGAGAGAGAGAGAGAGUGUGAGCGCGCGUUUUGUGCGCGUUUUUUGCCGCGGGUAAAAAACGCGACACAGACAGCAGCUAGCGAAGGAGAGGGAGGAGAGUGAGGAGAGCGUGUAGAGCUUCGAAAUUGAUAUAUACAUAUGUAUGUAUAUAUACAUACGUAUAUAUGUAUAUGUAUAUAUGUAUAUGUAUAUAUGUAUGUGUGUAC
Drosophila navojoa is the source of this 2528-nucleotide messenger RNA. It is a transcript of the gene sty, whose product is annotated as sprouty signaling antagonist. Gene Ontology annotation, biological process: animal organ development; negative regulation of fibroblast growth factor receptor signaling pathway; negative regulation of Ras protein signal transduction. Lineage: Eukaryota; Metazoa; Arthropoda; Insecta; Diptera; Drosophilidae. Gene Ontology annotation, cellular component: membrane; cytosol. The record is from RefSeq and is a predicted model, not a curated record.